CGGCGCGUUAUUGCAAUGGUGGUACUGGCUCAUGCGUGUGUAUUCGGCUUAUUGUUAUGCGUUGAGUGUUGUUUCCUAUGGCCCAGAUGGCAGACAAUAUUGCUGCUGGUGGGGCGAUGGGUGAGGAUGCUGUUCAGCCUUAUGGGAUGCAUGUAUCUUCGCGCUACUUGGAUCUUACGAAGCGGAAGCUGGAGUUGACGAGGUUGCCGAGAGAACUGCAGCUGCCAGAGAAGAGGAGGUGGGAUUAUGGGACGCCGAAGGCUGUUCUGGAGCCGUUGAUUGACUUUUGGCUUGAGCAGUACGACUGGCGCACCCAGGAGUCACUUUUCAACAACGCACUCCCGCAGUUUCGGACGACCGUUCAUCUAGCACUAACCGAAGCCGAAGAUGUAGUCCAUACCUCAGAUGCGACGCCUACACAGGCCACUUUCUCCGAGUUGAAUUCGCCCCAGCAGAUCAACUCUCCAACAACACCAUCCCAUCCAGCUCUUGCAACACCUACCGCAAUCGACUCUUCAUCAUCAUCGACUCAUCCACCCCUACGUGUUCACUUCGUCCAUAAGCGCAGCACACAUAGGAAUGCGAUUCCGCUCCUGUUCUGCCACAGCUGGCCAUCAUCUUUCGUGGAGCCCUACAAGAUCAUCGACGCGUUGACGGAUCCAGUCAGCUUGCCUAGCUAUGGAACGGGAGCCCAGCAGGCAUUUCACGUCGUUGUGCCUAGCAUACCGGGUUUUGGCUUUAGCGAUGCAAGUCCAGUGGAAGGUUUCGGGCUCCGAGAGACAGCGAACGCAUUCCACGAAGUAAUGGCGAGACUAGGGUACGCGGAAAGUGGCUAUGUCGUUUGCGGCUCUGGAUGGGGCUUCGCCGUCUGCCGUGCGUUAGCGAUCUACCACCCACAACAUUGUCUCGCGAUCCACACCACCAAUCCUUCGCUGGUAGCACCGACAGCCAAGAAGAGCCCGAUGGCGUGGUUGAAGUACCAUGUUGCUCGUGUAACGAAGGCGCGAAUAUCCUUUUUGAGUUUCGGAUACAUUCCCUCGGACUUCGCUCGACCUAAAGCUUCGAAAGCCAAGCCACAACAGGACCUGAGAAUGCUCGGUGAUAGAUUCGAUUCUUCGGAAGCGACUCUUGCCUCUCAAUAUAGCCAGCGCCCCCAGACAGUCUCAUACUCACUUUGCGACUCGCCAGCUGGACUGCUCUCAUGUGUUCUUGACGCAGUACAUUCACGCUCUAGUUCAACACCUCAGUCGUCACAACAACGCUCGCCUUUCCUGUCCCCGGCGGAACUUGUAAGGAACGACGAUGUCGAGAUGCAAAUUCAGGAAAUGCCUCGACCGGAGAUCCCCAUGAGCCCGCGCGAGAGCGAGACGAAUGGAAGUGACUACACUUGGACACCAACAGAGAUUCUCUCGUGGACAAUGAUGCAAUGGCUACCGGGUCCAGAAGCCGGUCUGAGAUGGCUCAAGCAAGCAACUCUGGACUCUGCACUGGACCAUCCGAGCUUCUGGCAGUACUGUCCUGUUCCCCUUGGCAUCAGCCACUUCCGGCGCAGAGGUGGUACGGACGAGGAUAGCCCUCUCAUGUGGGCUACAUCCUCUCAUAAACUUGAGUGGGUAAAGAGGCACCGACGCAGUGCGCGAUGGCCUGCGUGGGAGACGCCAGAUCUAUUGGUACUAGAUCUCAGAGAAUGCUUUGGGGGCAUGGCCGAAAGAGGACUAGUGCGGCUACGGAAAGAGGAAGGAGAAUGAUUCCUGUACAGCUGAGAGGACGAACGAAAGCGGUGUCCGAACUAAGAACAAAGGCAUGUGGGACGUGGGGUUGCUAUGCAUUUGGACGCGAAGGACAGGGAGCUGCGGGUGGAUACGGCGUCGCGGGUGAAGUAAUUAAUCUGGGGCUGGGCUUUGGACCAGGAAGCAAAUGCUGACCGAGGAAUACGGCUGAGUGUAUACAUAUGGGUCUUUUGGCGUAUCUGGAGUUCGGAAGAGGAUACUUGAAGGAAGAUAUACGAGGGCCUCAGGGGGCUUACGAAUGCCACGAAGGAUAAAUGCUUAAUACGUAAUGGCAAAUCAUAGAUACCUUUAACUAUCCAUGCGA
Molecule: messenger RNA, 2094 nt
Organism: Mytilinidion resinicola
Lineage: Eukaryota; Fungi; Ascomycota; Dothideomycetes; Mytilinidiales; Mytilinidiaceae
Product: alpha/beta-hydrolase
Exons: 4
Coding region: 78-1748 (556 amino acids)
Biological process (GO): epoxide metabolic process
Molecular function (GO): epoxide hydrolase activity
Source: RefSeq, a predicted model, not a curated record